Daphnia magna is the source of this 1521-nucleotide messenger RNA. RefSeq lists its product as uncharacterized. NCBI's taxonomy places the organism in Eukaryota, Metazoa, Arthropoda, Branchiopoda, Diplostraca, Daphniidae. The record is from RefSeq and is a predicted model, not a curated record. The transcript is spliced from 2 exons. Bases 1 to 1521 code for a protein of 506 amino acids.
AUGACGGUGCAAAAACUCUGCUACCUUGUACAAGAAUCACCGACGGAAGCACUACUUUUACGUCAAGUCGAGAAAUUGUGGGAAACGGAAAGCUUUCCAAUUGUAAUUCCGGCUCAACCGCUAGAAUCAACCGAGGAUAAACUAGCGAGGAAGAAACUCGAUGCAACUAUUCAAUUCGACGGAACCAGGUAUGAAGUAGGUCUACCAUGGGUUUCAGAUGCUAUCGCAUUACCCGACAAUUACAAUAGUGCAUUGCGUCGACUUUUCUCUAUCGAAAACAAAUUCAUUCACAAUUCUAAUUUUGCUGAGAGAUACAAAGCCGUAAUCGAUGACUAUGUGGCAAAGGGAUUCGCGCGGCCUCUCAAAGAAAGUGAAUUGAAGGGCACCUUUGGGAGAAAUUGGUACCUUCCCCAUCAUGGAGUCGUAAAUCCUCGAAAACCCGAAAAAGUUAGGGUGGUCUUCUACGCUUCGGCAAACUUUCAAGGACUUGCACUCAACGAAGUAUUGUUAAAGGGUCCCAAUCUCAUCAAUGACAUAGGUGCUACCCUUCUACUCUUCAGAGAAAAGUCUGUUUCCCUAUCUGGGGAUAUUCAACAAAUGUUUCUUCAAGUUGGCGUGAAGAAAGAUGACCAUCCCGCCCUACGAUUUCUAUGGCGUCCACCUGGUUCUCGAAAAAAACCCACCGUAUAUGAGAUGCAGCGACAAAUCUUUGGAUCGGUCUCAUCCCCUUUCAUCUGCUCUCAAGUGCUCCGACAUAUUGCUGACAUACAUCAGGAGGCUAGUCGAGCGGUCAAAGAUUCUACAGCAUUGCUAAAAAAGGGAGGAUUCCAUCUGAACCAAUGGUUCUCUUCAUCUCGACGGGUAUUGUCACGUGUAGAAGGUGAUUGUAAUCAGCCUCGCCUGAAUUUGGAUCAAGAGGAUUUGCCCACGAAGAGAACCUUAGGUGUUUUAUAUGACAGCGAAAGUGACAGCUUCAUCUUUGAUGUUAAAACCGACGUCGAAGCGAGUACUAAGCGUCGGAUCUUGAGUGCUGUGUCCACCUUGUAUGACCCACUGGGGUUUUUAUCACCAGUGAUCCUUAGCGCCAAAAGAAUUCUACAAGAAUUGUGGCUUGUUGGUGUUGACUGGGAUUACCAAGUUCCCGAAGAAAUUCAACACCAGUGGAACAAGUGGACUACUAAUCUUAGCCAGCUCGAGGCGUUCAAGAUCCCGCGAGCUCUAACUUCGUCUAGUGACAUCCAAGACAUUCAGCUGCAUGCCUUUUGCGAUGCAUCCACCGUUUGGAUAGGCUCUGUGGUAUAUCUACGAGUAACCUAUCGCAACAAUAUCGUCGCCGUAAAUUUCGUUACGUCAAAGCCCCGCGUGGCACCCCUUCGUCCGCUGACCGUUCCAAAAUUAGAACUCCAAGGAGCAGUUGUGGCACUACGCCUUGUGAAGUUCGUCCAAUCGACCCUUCGUAUUCCCAUCACUCAAAUCAUCUAUUGGUCUGACUCUAAAACUGUUCUUCAGUGGAUAGCCUAA